This is a messenger RNA of Aptenodytes forsteri (emperor penguin), 1465 nucleotides long. RefSeq names its product THAP domain-containing protein 4-like. NCBI's taxonomy places the organism in Eukaryota, Metazoa, Chordata, Aves, Sphenisciformes, Spheniscidae. The record is from RefSeq and is a predicted model, not a curated record.
AUGGACAGUGAGGAUGAGCAGGUCAGCAUCUCCCUGUGCAGCUGUGGCCCUGCCUUUCAGCCCAGCCAGACGGGUAGCACCUUCCUAGUUUUACUGGAUGAGAUCACCAGGAUGAGUCAUGUAGCAGAGACUCCCCAGCCGAACCCUGUGAUGGAGCCUCUGGCCUGGAUGCUGGGCACCUGGCCCUCAGACUUCCCUACAAUGAAGCCCUUCCAGGACCUGGAAGAAGUGCACAUCUCUUAUGUGGGACAGCCCGUGCUCAACUUUUCCUAAGUCCAGAAGUGUCCAGACACCAGCAAAGCAAUGCACUAAAAGUGUAGAUUCAUCCACGUCAAACCUGACACAAGUAAGGUGGCCACCAUCAGUGCCCAGCACCCAGGGAGCAGCCCAAUUACCAGAAAAUCCACACUCAAUUCUGGUGGGAAACGGGAACAAACUGUCCCUGUGGCAGACACUGUGCAGCUCCCGACUCACACCUCCACGUUAGGAGCAAAAAGGUGACACCCUGAUGCUGAGAGGGCUUCAAGUUCAACCUUCGGGUUGCUUUAUGUUACCUGGACAGCAUCACAGAGCAUUAGGAGAACGGAUCUGCAUUGCAGGGACCAGCUGAGGGAACUCCAGCUGCUGCCUAAUGAAAGUCAGGCAAGAUACUGUGAGGGAGCACCUGGGCUGCAGGACAGAGCGAGCUAUUGCAGGGCCUGAUCCUGCCAAGGGGCCAGUCCUCUCAGCUCCCAUCAGAUUAGUGACGAUGAAGGUAACCAGUACUGCCUAUAGUCCUCUAAAGUCCAAACCAGUUGCCCUUCAGUUGACUGAAGCCCAGUGCGAGUCAUGUUCCAGCAGGGGAUGGGUGUGUUCUGGAGGUAGAAAACACACCUUAUCUUGCUUAAAUGCAGAGCUUAAGAAAAGUUCGAGUAAAGGUCUUGAGAUAGAGCCAGAAGUGGAAAUUUUAAACAACAGGGGAUUGAUCUCUUUAGUGCUUUUUUUCUGAGCUUAGCUUCACAAUUCAGUAUUUGACAUAAGUAGAGAUGUAUCAAGUCUUCCUGCGGUGAUGGAGAAGACAAGCUCUAGUGCUGUCUGCUGGUCUAUGGGCAGAAAAGAGAUGAAGUUUCUUCUGAGCUAAAGCUCUGAAAUGUUUGUAAGGAAGCUGGAAAUUCCCUUCCCAACACUUCCUGCCCCCCCCCUCCGUGAGAGGGGAAGUUUUUUUUUUUCAUCUGACCUUGCCUGGAUAUGGACUGCAUGUCAUGUGAUUGACUCAGGAGCACUCUAUUUCCCACAGACUCUGCCUGAACAUGCAAUGGACUUCCAGGUUCUGGGUGACGGUGUAAAGUUCAACCAAGGAUCACUCUGUUUAGCUGUGCUAGAGGCUUAUAAUCCCAGUGGGUCAAAAUGUUUAGUUGAAGAGGUUACAGGCUUUUCUGAGGGACUAUUUAAACUCCAUCUGUCAAACCACUUGCAUAGAAGAAAU